CUGGAUUACUUCUACACCCUGCAGGAGUCACCACUGCAAGUAACUUCUCAUAUGUUGUGAGAGGUUUAAUUCUUGCCUUACCUUUCACUACCUGCUUACCUCUCAUGUUUGCACGUGUGCAGUAUUUUGACGCUGCGGUUAAACAGAUCAGAGAGCAUCAGCUUGUGAGAGACACGGGCAGAUGAUGGAACCUGUCCACCUCUCCCUUGCGCUCUUCUUCCUCUUCUUCUCUCCUGUGGGAGGCCAGUGGUGGAGUUUCUUUUUCGCAAAUCCUAAAACCACCACCGUUCCUCCUUCUGGUACCUCUCCAACCAUCAGUUCCCCGGGAUUUUCUCACACGCCGGCCACAGCAGCAGAGUGGGCAGUAAAAGUGGGCGAGGUGACAGAGAAAGUUGUGGAUGGUGCACACACAGAAGGGUCUAUGUUGACCCCUACUCAGCCCAGCACUGGAGUGUCACUGUCUGGUUUUACCACUGCAAAUCACUGGACAUUCCCUAAAGAGAAGGCUGCAGGUGGAGGCAGUAAAAGCAGGUCCCCAUACAAACCUCUGAAACGCUGGAAGAGUGAGCAAGGCUCAGGAAGUUAUCUGAACCUAACGGAGUUAAUUGGCUUCCCCCUCCCUCCCUCUGUCUCCUUCGCUCCUGGCUUUGAGGGUCACCCAGCCUACAAAUUCGGACCUAAAGCCAAUAUCGGCCGACUCACCAGAACCUUUGUGCCGGGGUCGUUCUAUCGGGACUUUGCUAUCAUCGUCACGGUGCGUCCAAGCAGCCAGAGAGGCGGCAUGCUCUUUGCCAUCACUGAUGCCCAACAGAAGGUGGUGGAGCUGGGAUUGGCCCUCACUCCAGUUCGCGGGGGCUUCCAGAACAUCUUACUCUACUACACUGACCAGGAGCAGGCCUCCCACAGCCAUAAAGCGGCUACUUUUCGUGUCCCAGACAUGACUGACCAGUGGACACGAUUCACGGUGGUGGUGGAGCAUAAUGAGGUCCGUCUCUACAUGGACUGUGGAGAGGCCGAGAGGAGGAACUUCCAUCGGAGGCCAGAGAAACUCACCUUCUCACAAAACUCUGGCGUUUUUGUAGCUAAUGCAGGAGGCACAGGGCUUGACAAAUUUGUGGGCUCUAUUCAGCAGCUAGUCAUUAAAGACGAUCCCAGAGUGGCCGAGGAGCAGUGCGAAGACGACGAUCCUUAUGCCUCAGGGUACGCCAGUGGAGACGAUGCUCUGGAUGACAGAGAGACAGAGAAAGACAUGAGGAAGACCUCAGAGGAGAGAAAACCUGCAACAGUUCAGGUGGGCAGUGUUCCUGUUAGUGCUCCGCCCACUAAGGCUCCAGAGGAGUUUGAGGAUUUUUCUCUUCACACGGGCCCAACAGAAGCCAGUACGGAACUGAUAAUAGGGCUACACCAGACAGAGGAGCCAGGAGAGCGACCAGGAGCUGAUCAUGUCAGGUUAAAAGGAGAUCGCGGUGAUCCUGGCCCACCUGGCCCACCUGGUCCACCAGGUCCUCCCACUGUAUUCAGAGAGACUAAGCUUGAAUCAUUUGGGCCACAGGGACCACCAGGAACUCCUGGAUCUCCUGGUAUACCAGGAAGAGAUGGACACAAGGGAAGCAAAGGCAAUAAAGGAGAUCCAGGCCAACAAGGGUCUCAAGGAUUUCCAGGCUUGAACGGAGAAGUUGGAGCUAAAGGAGAGAAGGGAGACCCAGGAGUUGGUUUACCAGGCCCUCCAGGCCCCCCUGGCCUCCCUGGACCUCCUGGACUCCCCAGAUCACGCAGCGUGCCUUAUGGACCAGAUGCCCUGGGUUCUGGAUUUGAAGACCUGGAAAGUGAUACUGAACUCAGGGGUCCUCCUGGCCCACCAGGGCCUCCAGGACCUCCUGGUCCCCCUGCACCCCACCUGUCUUCAUCUGCCACCCCUGAAGGACUCUCUCCUGGGCAUGCUGGACCACAUGGUGCACCUGGCAGAGAUGGCACCAAAGGUGAACAAGGAAUACCAGGUCCAGUGGGAAAAGAUGGCGCUCCCGGUGCACCUGGGGCUGCAGGUGAGAAGGGUGAGCGAGGCCUACCUGGGCCUCCUGGACCAAAGGGUGAAUGUGGGACCGUGGGUGUUCCAGGAACUCCAGGGCUUCAAGGGCCAAUUGGUCCACAAGGAAAGAGAGGCCUGCCAGGUCCACCAGGACCUUCUGGCCCACCAGGGCCUCCAGGAACCAAAUUCUUUGCAGAGGAUAUGGAGGGAUCUGGCAAGAUUGAUAUGAUCCUUGGAACUGGGGUCAGUGGCCCACAGGGUCCACCUGGCCCACCAGGACCACAGGGUGAGGAUGGGGCCCCAGGAGCUCCAGGGCUCUCUGUCAAGGGUGAACCAGGAGACCGAGGACCAGAGGGUCAUCAGGGUCCUGCUGGACUUCCAGGAGUUAUGGGGCCCAAAGGAGAGAGAGGCAGUCCAGGAGCCAAGGGUGACAGAGGAGCCGAUGGACUCAGUAUCCCAGGACCACGUGGGCCUCCUGGACCUCCUGGACCUGCCAUUAAUCUACAUGAUCUGCUCAUUAAUGUCACAGAGGGUAUCUUCAACAUCACAGAGAUCAGAGGACCACCCGGGCCUAUGGGUCCUGAAGGCCUGUCUGGCAGAGCUGGAUUUCCAGGCCCCAGGGGACCAAAGGGAGACAUAGGACCUACGGGUGUCCAGGGCCCCCCAGGGCUUAAAGGAGAGAAAGGAGAACCGGGGGUGACAAUUGCUGCUGAUGGAUCCCUUCUGUAUGCACCGAGAGGCCCUCAAGGGCCCAAAGGUGUAAAGGGUGACCGUGGAUUCCCAGGACCGACUGGACACAUGGGUCCAAUAGGCCCUCCUGGACAAAAAGGAGAAUACGGCUUUCCUGGGCGCCCAGGGCGACCUGGUAACCCGGGAAUAAAAGGUGACAGAGGAGAUUCUGUUGGCCUACCGGGACCUCCGGGUCCUCCCGGCCCACCCGGACUUCCAGGAAGAAUUAUUGGUUUGAAUGGAGAGUCAGUGAGAAGGGGAGAUUCAGUUGGAAUUAAAGGAGACAAAGGAGAUGAGGGAUUACCUGGGGAGCCAGGGACACCUGCACUUGGGUUUCCAGAUGGAACUGUGGGGGCUAAAGGUGAUCAGGGAUACAAAGGUCAGAAGGGAGAAAAGGGGGACACAGGCCUGCCCGGCCAUCCAGGGCUGCCAGGAAGGUCAGGACUUGUGGGUCCCAAAGGGGAGUCCAUCAUUGGUCCAAAGGGUCCUGCUGGUUCUCCCGGUCAGCCUGGACCUCCGGGAUUUGGACGACCUGGACCCCGAGGUCCCCCUGGCCCUCCUGGGCCCCCAGGACCACCACCUCCAUAUGGAUCAACUGUCAGUAUUCCCGGCCCUCCUGGUCCUCCAGGUCCACCAGGCUCUCCGGGAUAUGCAAACCCUAUAACCACCUAUCAGAUGAUCCACACCCUCAACCAAGAGGCACACCGUGCUGCUGAAGGUACCUUGGCAUAUGUGUCUGAAAGAGGAGGGGAGCUGUAUGUCAGAGUAAGCAAUGGCUGGCGCAAGAUCCAGCUCGGAGAGCUGCUUCGUUAUGAACCUUCCUCAUCAGACACAUCUCAGUCCCUUAGCAGAGCUGCAGACUGGAGUAGACCCCACAGGAUACUCAGCCAGGAGCUGCAGGAGGGCAGCAGAGGAUAUCAGCCCAGUUACAACCUGCUACCACAGAGCUUCAAUGCAGUAGCUGGGCUUCAUCUGGUAGCACUGAAUGCCCCGCUCAGAGGGGAUAUGCGUGGCAUCCGCGGAGCAGACUUCCAAUGUUACCAACAGGCGCGCUCCGUGGGGCUCACCUCCACCUACAGGGCCUUCCUGUCGUCGCACCUCCAGGACCUGGCAACCGUUGUCAGAAAGUCUGACCGCAACGAUAUGCCUGUGGUUAAUCUGAGGGGUCAGGUGUUGUUCAGCAGUUGGAUGUCCAUCUUCUCUGGGAACGGUGGCGUGUUUGACCCAUCCACACCCAUCUACUCCUUUGAUGGACGCAACGUUAUGACCGAGCAAGCCUGGCCAGAGAAGCUGGUUUGGCACGGCUCCAGCACCACGGGCAUCCGUCUGACCGCUAACUACUGCGAGGCGUGGAGGACGGCCGACGUGGCGGUGAUGGGUCAGGCUGCCCUGCUGCAGACGGGACGACUGUUAGGACAGCACAUCCGCUCCUGCUCCAACCACUACAUAGUGCUGUGUAUAGAGAACACAUAUGUGGGCAACAUGCCUCAAAGGAGGAACUGAGCAAAAACACACAAACACAUGCAGGCAUGAUCUAAGUAGAAAAUGUGACACAUGAAUGGGAAACACAUGUGGGCACAUACACACAUAAUGAAGUACUUCAGCUCCCACAUGCAAACAUACAGAGAAAUACUCCCACACUAACAUGCACACAUAUUUAAAGUGGACUUCUUAUGCUUAUUUCCAGGUCCUUAUACUUAGUCUUGGACUGUGCUAGAGUAACUUUGCUUGAUUCACAAUUUAAAAUAAUCCUUAUUCAUCUUAUACUGGUGAAGUCCUUCAGUGCAUCCACUGUCUGAAAAGAAAAAAAAAAAAAGUUUCAGCUCAACUUUUUAAGCAAAGUUCCUUCUGAUUGGCUGCCCCUCAUAAACACAAUCUGACUGUGGGCCUGACAUGACCAUAUGAGGGAUAUCCACUCACUCAUAAAGGGGUGGAGAGGCUGAGCUCACAAGUAUUAUCUACACAUACAUUGACCUCAUUAUUUGAAGCUUUGGUCAUCCUUAUAACACUUUGACAGUAAAUAUAUGAUAGAAAAUAUGACAGAAAAAAGGAAAAGCAUAGUAGGUCCUCUUUAAGUUGUCUUCAUUUUGGUUUCAUGUUUAGCUCCCACUCAGAGCUAGGUGUAAUCCUGCGGUUCAUACAUGUCUGUCCAUGUCCACAGUUCCCUUAUUUCUAGUCACUAUAAGCACAGCAUGACACAACAGAGAAUUGUGCCAUUUAAUUACAGUAGAACUGAGUACCUCAAAGCACCAUACCAGGGGUUUUUGCACUGUGUGCUUUGUACUGAUUUUUGUUAGGUUGUGUGAAGAAAAAUUGUGGCAUGAAAAGUGGUUAGAUGUGAAACUAUGUACACUAUACUGAGUGAGCUGAACUUUGCAAAAUCUCUGGUAUGGUCUACUAGGUCUCCGUCUUCUUCCUUUCUAUCAAUCCUAGUGUUGAUUUUUCUUUUUCCCUUUUUUUGUGGAACGGAAAAAUUUCCACCUCAUUUCUGUUGCCACCACAGUGUUGGAGGUUGGAGCCUUCUGCAUCAAAUAGGCUGCAGUUAUGUAGCAAGGAGUUUUUAAUUUUUAAUUUCUCACAAAUAUUAGUCAAACGUUGAAACUGUGCUUUGAUUGGGCGCUAUGUGUGGUGCUUUGGUGAGCCUGUGUGUCAGCAGCAGGGCAGCGUGUGUGACAUGGCGUCAAAAUAAACCAGUGUGUGUGUGUGUGUGUGUGUGUGUGUGUGUGUGUGUGUGUGUGUGUGUGUGUGUGAGUUCAAAGUUAGCCGGUGCAGCAGUGAAUCUAUGCCACCAAGAAUUACGGCAGGUCUGAAAGCAAAACAGGGUCCAAACUGACAUUAGCAAAGUGUAACUAAUGAAGUAGCCAAUGAGUGUAUGUCACACAGUAGGUUAGUUUUCCUUGCGAUCAGCUGACCUGCGACUCUGAGGUUUACUGCUCUUUGCAGGUUUAGCUAACUGCAUUCUACAAUAUAUAAGCAGAUUUUACAUGAGCUAAAGAGGAUGCUCAUUUUAAAUUCAGAGUACCCCUAACCAGACCAACAUACACCAUUACUGUAAACUUUACUACCUUUACUGCAAAUCUUAGAUUAGUCUGCACUUACUGUCCAGUAUCCUACACUCACAUAACCUUUGAUUAUCACAAAUUUGUUUUCACUCAUUUCAUAUCUAUAAGUAAUAUCAGGUCUGGGCACAUGAAAAACGAACUCACUUAAUAUGAUGUAUUAAACUGGAGAUCAUAUUAAUAACUCGUUAAUUUAAGGUGUUAUAGAUCUUCCAUCUCGCUUUAAUCCCUGCCUAUGGCAAUAUCUCAGCUGUAAAUAAAACGCAUUUAAAUUCCUCCUUGCUCACGCACAGCAUAACCAUCUUUUGUGUUUUCUUUUUUUUUUGGUCCACUUUUAAAACGGCUGGAAUUCGACUCAAAAAGCAUUUUACAGAUAAAAUAUCUUUUCCGAUUACAUUUUAAUUUGCUAUCGAAAAGAUUAAGCAAUUAAAAAAAAUUAGUAAAAAUCCAGCAGGGUGCAGCAUGCCUACAAAUAUACUACAAAUAUGAAACACUACAGGGGAUUUUGAAGGCUUCACUUUUACCCGCACUGUGCUGUAAACCACCAGUUUUGUUUACAUCAUUUUUCAAAGCUUUCAGAACAUCUUUUGUCCUGCUGCCUGCAAUAAUGCUUCAACAGUCACACGCCUGCUUUAUAGUGACAGUAUUAGAGUGGAAAUCCACAUUAAUUUAUACUGUAGCAGGGCCGAGUGUGAAAACAGCGAGUUCACAUUCAUAUUUGGUUGUUUGAGGUCAGAACAUGUAUAUACAUAUAUAUAUAUAUAUAUAUAUAUAUAUAUAUAUGUGUAUGUGUGUUGUCCAGAUGUUGUUUAUUUUUUACUGUGUAGAUGAUGUGUAGGUGUAGGUGAUGUAGGUUUUGUACACUAGACGACUGAAGGCCUCCUCUCACUACGCUUUGACUGAGUGUAGCUCAUUUUUCUGCUGUCUGAUUUUAAUGUCUCUGUUCAAACAAAACUUGAGCUUCUGAGGAAAAAGACAGUUUGUACUGACUGACUGGUGCUCACUGAAUAAAAUGCCAUGU
This is a messenger RNA of Archocentrus centrarchus (flier cichlid), 6835 nucleotides long. RefSeq names its product collagen, type XV, alpha 1b (gene col15a1b). Lineage: Eukaryota; Metazoa; Chordata; Actinopteri; Cichliformes; Cichlidae. Gene Ontology annotation, cellular component: extracellular matrix. The record is from RefSeq and is a predicted model, not a curated record. Bases 182 to 4258 code for a protein of 1358 amino acids. The transcript is spliced from 42 exons.